AUGGGUAUCGAAAAUAAACCAAACAAAGAAGAAGCUCAGGAUCAAACACCUGUCAAAACCAACCUUCCUGUUUCUGUCAAUUUGCGUCAACAGACUAAUUUAAAACAGAAACAGUCAACAGAUUCGAUCAUUUCUAGCUGUAAAAAAAUAGGCAAUACAUUAGUGUUAUGCGACUUACUCCAUAAAGGACUUAUUAUUUGUAAUUUAGACGGUAAUGAUAUCCAUCACAUUCCUCUGUCCUAUACACCACAAUAUAUAACAGAGAUAGAUAGUAAUACUGUAGCAGUGUCCUGUGAUGACAGAACCAUACAGAUAAUAAAUAUAUCUACACGUUCUAUCACCAGUACAAUCAACACCAGUGGUAACUGCUACGGAAUAUCAUACAAUGAUAAUAACCUGUACGUUGUUAUUGGUAUGAGUAUAAUACAUGUGAUGGACCUGACAGGUAAAGUAAUACGUACUAUACCGGUACCUUCAGACUAUAUCUACGACAUUACAGUAGACAGAUACAGGUUGGUCUGUGUAGACGAUACAUCAAUAUACUGCUGCUCGUUAGAAGGAAAAGUAAUGUGGAAGUUUAAAAAGGAUGAACUUCAAGAUUUACGUCAUAUGACAACAGAUAAUGAGGGGAAUAUUUAUGUGACUGAUCAUAUUAAAGAAACUGUAGUAGUUGUAUCAGAUGACGGGAAACAUCAUAGAGAACUUCUAACUAAAUCAGAUAGAUUGCAUCAGCCGUAUGGAAUUUAUUUUGACAAAAAAGAAAAUAGUCUGCUUGUUUGUAAUGAUGGGGAUAUUUUUCUUUUUGACGUCAAACAUCAGUAG
Messenger RNA from Mytilus trossulus (common blue mussel), 822 nucleotides. RefSeq lists its product as uncharacterized. Gene Ontology annotation, molecular function: protein binding. NCBI's taxonomy places the organism in Eukaryota, Metazoa, Mollusca, Bivalvia, Mytilida, Mytilidae. The record is from RefSeq and is a predicted model, not a curated record. The transcript is spliced from 2 exons. Bases 1 to 822 code for a protein of 273 amino acids.